AUGGGAUGGAAUAGGAACAUGUGUCGAGACCCAAAUACUACUCCAGUUCAAGUCGAAUGCAUGAUCAUCAAAAGAGAAAAUGCUGAACUAACCCUGCGACAAGUUAGGGCUCAGGCAGCCAAGCCGGUCAAGCUGGGCAAAGCUAGCUUGAUAAACAUGCAGGAGCUCGGCUGCAUCUUCACUAACUUGGUUCCUUCGACUCGGAACAUGUCGAGGCAGGAUGUGCACAUCUACGAAAUGCUGCAGAUGCUCAAGCGAUGGAAAACUGGCAAAGAACUUGAUACAUUUUCCGCCCAAAGAGUAGAGGUGAGUGCAAGGGAAUGCAGAUGUGGGCACGGAUGUAUGAGUGUGCUGCUGGGGUUUGGGAAUGAAGUAUAG
Protopolystoma xenopodis is the source of this 378-nucleotide messenger RNA. The record is from the annotation of a GenBank genome assembly. Lineage: Eukaryota; Metazoa; Platyhelminthes; Monogenea; Polystomatidea; Polystomatidae.